AUGUCUCAAUAUGAUCGAUGUUCAUCGAAUAAUGCAUGUGCCUGUUUUCACGAGGCAGGUGCUAUUGAGACAGGUAUUUGCCUCGAUCGAUUCUUGGAUUGUGCUGAAUUAGUUCCAUGCGAACGUCCAAACAAUGUUUGUAAGGCACCUGGACAUAGAUGUGUUCAUCAUCCUCUAUGUCAUGAGCUACCUGUUUGUUAUCCGGUACCAGAUUUCAACCGAUAUCUAUGUCCAUCGAUAACAAGUAAGAGUAACAAACAAUGA
This is a messenger RNA of Rotaria sp. Silwood2, 264 nucleotides long. NCBI's taxonomy places the organism in Eukaryota, Metazoa, Rotifera, Eurotatoria, Philodinida, Philodinidae. The record is from the annotation of a GenBank genome assembly.